Knipowitschia caucasica is the source of this 537-nucleotide messenger RNA. The record is from the annotation of a GenBank genome assembly. Lineage: Eukaryota; Metazoa; Chordata; Actinopteri; Gobiiformes; Gobiidae.
AUGGAUAUGCUGCAAGAACGAAGUUUCAAAUCCAAGCAAGUGGAUUUAGAGGAAGAGGAGGACUUCUACUAUGAUUAUGGGGCGGAGGAAAUUACAGAUUACCAGGACCCCAGUGAACUUGUGGCCGCUCUCAAACAAAAGGAGGAAGAAGUUAUUUUGGCAGCCCAGCUUGGAAACGCACUGCUCCUGGAAAACCAACAGUUGAAACAGCAGAGCCAUACACUUCAUGAGGAUUACGCUGAGAAAUUUGAGGAGCUGGAGCAGGACAAGCAUGAGCUGCGGAUAAAACUGGAGGGGUGCCGGUCGCAGCUGGAGAGCCAAGUGAGUGACUUAGAGAGGGAUGUCCGGGAGCUGAGUGCCCAAGUGGAACACCUCACCAUGGCCCUUACCGAGGCCGAACGCAACAAGAGCCGAGCUGAACUGGAGCAUGGAGAGAACACGUUGUGCCUAAAGGACCAGCUCAACUCAGGGGGGGGGGGGGGGGGAGGGGGAUGUGGGGGGGGGGGGGGGGGGGUGGGGGGGGGGGGGGGGGUGUAA